This is a messenger RNA of Pyricularia pennisetigena, 300 nucleotides long. RefSeq lists its product as uncharacterized. The transcript has a single exon. Lineage: Eukaryota; Fungi; Ascomycota; Sordariomycetes; Magnaporthales; Pyriculariaceae. Bases 1 to 300 code for a protein of 99 amino acids. The record is from RefSeq and is a predicted model, not a curated record.
AUGUCUUUCCCCAACAACAGCCCUCUGACCGGCUUCCUCCAGCUGGCUCCGACUACCUCCAACUCGUACCCUCAAGUCCAGAGGUCACAGCAGCCCAAGACUGAGGCCGAGCCUGCCGCCGCCGCCGCAGUUCCCUCGCCGGCGGAGUCCAACGCCACAUCCAGCCCUCAACCUGUCCAGCGCCGUAGCUCAAGCCUGAGCAGCAGCAGCAGCAAUGACGGCAUGCGCUUCCUCAAGCUCGGUCCCGUCCACUGGGGCGAGCACAUGGAGGACGACCAGGGUGACUUUGCUGUCGAGUAA